AUGUGUAGCCUGUCAAAUCGUCGUAAUAUUAUUAUUAACGAUAUUAAUUCUGAUGGACAAAAGAAUUUAUUCUCAAAAUGUACUUGUCAUAAAUCAAGUCCUUAUCGUCCUAAUGAACCAUGGACAUUACAACACGCUUUAAUUUAUACAUAUGGAAUGUUUAUUGACAAGUCAAUUAUUGCUAAUGAAUGGACAAUGGAAUUAGAUCAAAUGUACUCAACCUUAUCAACAUCAAACAGAAAUAACAUGAUACAUUACGCGAUAUAUGAUUGUUUUGCAACAACAUGUUUAAUUCGACCCGUUACAUUAUAUUGGACAUUUCAACAGAUAAUAAAGAAUAUUAAUGAUGACAAUAAUGAUGAUGAAAUAACAGUUAAUCAGUCAUUACCAUUAAAUAAUAAUGAAUCAUUAUAUGAAGCAAUAUCUGAUGAUGAUAAUGAACCAAAUCCUGCAUUACCAGCAAAUGAUAAUGAUUUACGUGUCAACAACCAUGAUAUGGUUGAUGAUGUCCAUGAUUAUGAACAACAACAACAAUCUUUAACCAAGAAACGUCAAUUACAUAGUCGAACACGAUCAACUGAAGCUCGAAAACGACAAAAUCGAAAAAGAAAUCUUUAUUUCCGAAUGCAACAUUAUAGAUAUUUUAUCACUCGUCCAUUCUAUUACAGAUUUACAAUGAAAUUAGUUCGACAUAUUCUUGCUGAAUACAAUAUUUAUUAUACUCAUGUCAAACCACUUGAUGAUUUAUUACUUAUUGGUGUAAAAGAUAAAAUAAUUGAACAACAAAAUGAACGAAGAUUACCCGGUGAUAUAUUUGCUCGACGUCAUUAUUACUUGUUUCAUCGUCAAGCUCAAUAUUUAUCAAGAAGAUCAAAUGAUAUACAAGAGUAA
Rotaria sordida is the source of this 891-nucleotide messenger RNA. NCBI's taxonomy places the organism in Eukaryota, Metazoa, Rotifera, Eurotatoria, Philodinida, Philodinidae. The record is from the annotation of a GenBank genome assembly.